Messenger RNA from Drosophila bipectinata, 1285 nucleotides. RefSeq lists its product as uncharacterized. The record is from RefSeq and is a predicted model, not a curated record. Lineage: Eukaryota; Metazoa; Arthropoda; Insecta; Diptera; Drosophilidae. Gene Ontology annotation, biological process: hemolysis in another organism.
GAACUGAUUCAGUUAGCAUUUGGUCGUCUUGUGAGCAAAAAGUGUGAAAAACCCUUUCUAGCUUUCCGUCAUGAACGAGAUAUACCUAUUGAUUUUGGUCCUAUCGAUAGGGACCAUGGCUGGUAAUGCCCAGGACCCAGAUCACGAUGUGGUUGUUAGGUCCCUUCAGAGUUUGGAAAAUAUAAUAUCGAAGUACAUAAAAGAGAUUGAUUCGAAAGUUAGACUGACCGACUUGAAGGAGGCUAUCGAGGCCAUUGACAAUUCCAUGUUCGGCUACCAAGGCAGGGCCAGGAACCGUCUGGAUUCAGUCCGCAGCCUCUCCAGUAGCGCCGGUCUCACCUUCCAGGCAUGCGUGGAUCCGGUAUUCGAGUGGUGUGUGGCUGUCAACAGUACCUUUAACCUUUUCCUGUCCAACAUCGAUAAUUCCGAUUUGCCGCCGUCUGACAAGGAGAUGCUUUGGACCAUGACGGCGACUAGCAUUAGGGAUGGCAUAAAGAAGGCCAUCAGCUCGAUGAAUGCCCUCCAUCAGCUGGAGGGGAAGACCAAUCAGAUGAAGAUCGAACUGGACAGAAUGAUGAACGAUCUUCGUUCCGAUUUCGGUCCAUCUGGUGUGUAUACCAGACAAGUGGAAGAACGCCGGAUGGAUAUUGAGGAUAUUAAGAUGGGCAUAGGAUCCCGCAGACCAAUGGAUGAAGGUGUGGGGGAGGUUAUCAGUCGACUGUAUCAGGCCAUCCUUGCCUUCUUGAGGAGUCUGUCCGUGGGGGAUUUCGUAGAGGCCUUUUCCCGCCACGAUUACUGCGCUCUAAUCGAUAACCGUCGUAUAGCCUCGAAGGAGGAGGAAAUCGAGAUGAUCUACAAGUUCUUCGAGGUCCUCAACCAAAAAAUCACACAUGCCAGCUCCAUUGCCGGGAAAGUCGAUACUGGUUUGGCGGCCGACAAACCAAAUCUCGAAGCAGUCACAUCACCCAAUAAGGACAUGGUGACUUUGUUAAAUAAUCCCAAAGUGCGCGAGGGUCUUCCACAAAUCUUUCAAAAGUUGGGAAACCUCUGCUUCGAGUACACUGUCCUGCGAGCAACUCCACGAGCUCCUCCGAAAAGAACGCCUUUGCCACAGGAAACUGAAAGAGAUUUCCACAGAAAAGAGUUGCCCCAGGGACUUGGCAAAUCAAGGACUCAAUCAAGGACUCAAUAUAACUAUUCGCCCUAUAAUCCUUCAUAUUACACAUACUAGUUCUUUUUUAAAUAUUUUACAAUAUUUUUCGCAAAAUAAAAAACAAGGUGGAUU